Molecule: messenger RNA, 1228 nt
Organism: Camelina sativa (false flax)
Lineage: Eukaryota; Viridiplantae; Streptophyta; Magnoliopsida; Brassicales; Brassicaceae
Source: RefSeq, a predicted model, not a curated record
GAUAGAAUGUUUUCACAUGUAAAAUCAGUCUACAUUCUCCAGAUUGUGAUCUUCUAUUUAUGUCCUGACACUCCCUGGUUUAUUAUAUGCUUUCUCAUAUUCUUGUGCCCACCAUUAACUUGUUUUUUUUCUUCUUUCUUUUUUUCCUCCUUUUUAUUGUAGCCUCAGACUCUCAUGAAAGGAAUCUGCGAUCAAUAAAGGUAAGUUUAUAUCGGCCUCUCCUGAAGUCAAAUAGAACCCCUUUUUUAGAUUGUUAUGUGCACACAUGAGUGAUCACCAAAGAAGAAUGAUACCAAAUGGUUGCUUAACCUUUUUCUUCACUUAAACAAAGGGUUUGUUCUCUCUGUGGACCGUAAAGAAAAAAAGGAAAAACCAAACCUAGUCUUUUCUUUUUGCUCUUGGGUGUUAGCAGUCUUUAUAAAUUUGUAGAUCCACUUUAACUACAAGUCUUUUUAUAUAUAUAGGGUCUAAAAUAAUAUUGAAGCUACACUUUUUUGUUACUAGUUUAUGUGUUUAUGUCUUGAGUGCUUAAUCAUGGCCUAAGCGUAAUGAUGUUCUAGAUAUAUACAUCAUUAGUCAUGUCUUUUCCCGUCUUUGCCUGAACUAUCAGCCCCAGCCCAACUGUUCUCAGCAUCAAUCCCAUAAAUAUCUCUCAUUAUCCUCAUAUUGUUUUCCACAUACCUCUCUCUCUCUCUCUCUCUCUCUCUCUCUCUCGAUAUGUCAGCUACUGGGAUAAAACGGUCCAACCCAAACACUAGACCGGUUCAGAAAGAUGCUUCGGCCAAGCAAAACGCUAUCAAGGGACCUUAUGGUAAGAGUCCGGGAUGCACAACAAGCUGCGGAUUAAGAUUACCAGGGAAAACAGAAGCCACGGCAGCAAAAUUGAUCAAGCAUCUUGGAUGCAAAUUUGCAAAAGGUUUGCGUCUAGUGGCGCUGAGGAAGAAGAAAAGAUGUCCACCAUCAAAGGUUUCUUCUUUUUCCGGGAGAUCUCAGCCGUCAAUCAUCAUCCCAAUAAACAACGACAGCCAUAGAUCAGAGGCCAUAGAAGACUGUAUACAGUUCAUCAACUCAUCAUCCUCCUUCACCAGAUCAAAAUCUACUUCUUAAGUUUUCUCAUUCAUAAACCCUUUGUCUUGGUCGCUCGUUGUUUAUUUGCUUAUGUAAUAUCUACAUAAACCUAUGUGUGUGUAAAUGUUUUAUGUUUUACAUCAGUUUUCAUUUUCCUUCU